UUUGUCAACACUGCGUUGUCCCUUGUCCUCGUUCAGUGAAUAAUUUUUUUUAACUCGUUACGCGACCGUAUUUGCUGGCAAUGUGGUAUUUGUUGUUUGGAUUAAAUAAUAUAAACAUAGACAUAUAUAAACAAUAAUCCGCCGCUCCACAAAAAAAGAAGAAAAUUGCGGGCGCGUGUGUCAACAAUUUUUUCUCUUCUUUUUUUUGGCAUUUGCAUACAUAUACAUAUACAUAUAUACAUUUAAUGCGGUGACAGCUACGUGCAGAGCCAAAACCAAAAGUAAAACCAAAAUCAACAGCCAGUGAAAAAGGGCAGAGUCGGAGCUAACUGAAGUGAUAAACGGACGGCUUGGGGGCAGAGCCGUCGCAUCCUUAUACUUACACUUACACGCCGGAGUCGAGGAGAACAGUCGCCAUCACGACGUCGCCGCCGCAAGCGCCACCUUUGUCACCCGAGCACUUGGACGACGCCAGCGCUGCCGAUCGCGGGCGUGUCUACAAGCUGAGGAAGAAGAAAUACUUGAACGCAGCGCACAUCACAUAGAUUAUAUAGUUUAGGUAGCAACACGAGCAGCCGAUCAUCAUCAGCAGCAGCAGGAGCAGCAGCAGCAUCAGGAGCAGGAGCAGGAGCAGAGCAAAGACGACAGAGGAUAGCGGAUAGUGGAUAAGCAUAGCAUGCCCGUACAGUCACCAAUUGAGAUUAGCAAUCGCGCCAUCGAGCAUAUCGACGAUGUUGAUCCGCUCGAAUAUCAUGGCCAUUGGGAGCCGGUGGGCGUUGCACGCGUUCAAAACACUGGCACCUCGGCCAUGGUCACAUUCAGUAAGCGCAAACAACAGCCGUAUAUCAUUGGUGGCGCCCUCGACAUGGAUAUGUACAUGUUCGAGCAGCUGCACUUCCAUUGGUCCGACACGGACGAAUCUGGCUGCGAGCACACGCUGGAGGGCAUGAAGUACUCGAUGGAGGCGCAUGCCGUUCACUAUAAUGCCAAGUAUAAGGAUUUUGCCGAGGCAAAAAACAAACCGGACGGACUCGCUGUUGUCGCAUUCUUCAUACAGGCCUGUGGCGAUAAGGAUUGCCCCGAAUUCAAGAAGAUCACCGAGGGUAUACGCAUUGUCCAAAAGAUACACACAAGCGCAUCCCUCGACUCGGACUGCCUGUCCUGGAUCGGUCUGCAGGAGCUAAGCAAACACUAUUAUACAUACAAGGGAUCGCUGACAACGGCGCCGUACUUUGAGAGUGUCACAUGGAUAAUUUACCGGACGCCCAUCUAUGUGUCGCGUGGCCAGGUCGGCGUGUUCCGCAACUUGCAGUCGUGCCCCAAAGAUCAGUCCAAGAAGAUAGUCAGCAAUUAUCGUGAGAUUCAGCGUCCGCACAAGGAUCCAGAGAUCUUCUUUGCGCGCAACACAAACACAAAGUCCAAAUUAUGAUGUGCUUGUCCUGUCUUGUUGCGCUGUCAUUAAUUUGCCAUGAUGUAUAUGGUGCAUCUACCAAAAAAACUAGAAGUUCAACUCCACUCCGAAAUAACCUCAUCAAAGUCCGGCUCCAUGGUGAUUCUGUGCGGCUUUUGGUUAUCUUAUUUACUUGUUUUGUUUUUUUUUUUUUUCUUUCCUCUCUUUCUGUGUUUUUAAUGUUUUGCUUUUUGCCUACUACUUGUAAAUCGAUCUAUGAUGUAUGUCAAAUGUAAAUUCUACAAUUCGAUGGUUGUCAAUAAGCUUUUGUUAACUACUGCCCCAUGUACAUAGCUAAGCACACACAUAAACUUACAUCUAAAUAUCAGCGUUUGUAGUUAAUGUGAUUACAAUGCGCGAAUCAUAGUCGGAUACAAGCGACUGCCUUGCAUUGAAUAUUUCUCGGAAAUAUUUAUUAAUUAUUAUUACAUACAACCUUAAAAAAAAAAACACCCAUCUACUGAAUAUGUAUAAACUUUUAAAUUAAGCAAACCUAAUUUUUUGUAUGCAAACCUGAAUUUCGAAACUAUCAAUAUAAUAUAUAUAUAUAUAUACAUAUACAUAUAACAUAUAUAUACACCAUAUAUAUGUAGAUAUAUGUAUGUCAUAUCGUGCGUUAAUCAGCACAUGUGUA
Messenger RNA from Drosophila grimshawi, 2084 nucleotides. It is a transcript of the gene CAH3, whose product is annotated as carbonic anhydrase 2. Gene Ontology annotation, cellular component: cytoplasm. The transcript is spliced from 4 exons. The record is from RefSeq and is a predicted model, not a curated record. Bases 677 to 1429 code for a protein of 250 amino acids. Gene Ontology annotation, molecular function: zinc ion binding; carbonate dehydratase activity. Lineage: Eukaryota; Metazoa; Arthropoda; Insecta; Diptera; Drosophilidae.